AUUCUAAUUGAUUAUUUUUCGAAUUAUGAUAGAUUUUCAAAAUAAAUAUUUUAACUAAAUAAAUCGUUUUUCUUAUGGUUUCCAUAAUUUAAUAUUUUUUCAACUUUUUCUACUAUUUUUUAUUAACUUUGAGGAAAACAAAAAGCUUCUUCUUGUACUUUACGAUUUUAUUCUUUUUGUUUUGAUAUAAAAAUAAAAAUAAAAGAUUAAGAAAUACACUGAUCUUCUAAAAUAAAUGCUUUAAUAAUAUCAGCAUCAAUAAGACUUAAAACUUCAAAACUUUUAGAAAAAAAAUUCCAAGAACUUAAUUAUUAAUCAUUUUCAUUUAUUUUAUCAACAACAUAAUAAAUAUUAUCAGAAUCUAAAUCAUCGAAAACAUUAUUUUUCUUUUUUUCUUUAUAAACAGAUUUAGUAAUUUCUAAAAUUUCAAGUAAAUUAACCUUUUAUUUUUUUUCUUAAAAAAUAUAUAUUUUAGAAAAUAAAUAACCUUAUUAUUUUUAUCAAUAAUCUUAAGUAUAAACGAAGAAUACAUUUUUAUUAAUUAAAAAUAUUUUUUGUCUAAUAUUUGUCUAUCAAAAGGAUAUUUAUUUAAUAAAUUCCAACAAAAAUCGCAUUCUUUUAUUAAAUUCAAGUUUUUAUUUUCGUUAUAAAAAGCAAUUUUACAUUUCAAAAUUUACAAUUCAAUUAAAAACUCAAAAUUAUUAAAUUGAAAUUAUUUAUAGUAAUUAAAUGCAAUACUUUAAAAUUUCAAACAAUCUUAAAAUUUGCACAUUUCAAAAUACAAUUCAGCUAAGUUAUAAGCACAAAAAGCUCUAUUUUCUUAAAAUUUUUCAUUUAGAUCUCCUAUACUACUAUAAGAGAAAAAAGCUUUCGAAUAAAAAUCUAUUGACUUUUCUUAAAAGCCAAACUUUUUUAAAAAACCGGCAAAAACUUUAUAUUUUUCAGCUGUUUUAGGAUGAUUAUAUCCAAAUGCUUUUACAAAUCCAUCUAUAAUAUGUUUAAAAAGUCCCAAAAAAUCAUUUUGAGAAUCCAAAAAAUCAUCUUAUUUGAUUUUUUCCAUUAAAAAAAUGAAAGAAAUUUCAAAAUGUAAAGGAUUAUCUUCAUCGAAAAAAUUUUUAAGAAAUUUCAUUAAAAUAGAACUAUGGAAAUUAGCGAUUUUUUUCUGUUCUAAAUUUGCGUCUUUUGUUCCCCC
Ichthyophthirius multifiliis is the source of this 1192-nucleotide messenger RNA. RefSeq lists its product as hypothetical. Lineage: Eukaryota; Ciliophora; Oligohymenophorea; Hymenostomatida. The annotation marks the transcript as partial. The record is from RefSeq and is a predicted model, not a curated record. The transcript has a single exon.